This is a messenger RNA of Telopea speciosissima, 801 nucleotides long. Its product is annotated as phosphopantothenoylcysteine decarboxylase-like. NCBI's taxonomy places the organism in Eukaryota, Viridiplantae, Streptophyta, Magnoliopsida, Proteales, Proteaceae. Gene Ontology annotation, biological process: coenzyme A biosynthetic process. Bases 115 to 771 code for a protein of 218 amino acids. The transcript has 3 exons. Gene Ontology annotation, cellular component: phosphopantothenoylcysteine decarboxylase complex. Gene Ontology annotation, molecular function: FMN binding; phosphopantothenoylcysteine decarboxylase activity. The record is from RefSeq and is a predicted model, not a curated record.
CAUUCAUUUUGUUGAUUUAUUCACUAAUUCUCAGGUUCCUUCUCUCCCCUUUGAAGCUUGGAGUUCAAGUUUCUACAGUUUCUGGUGCAGUUAAGAUUUUGUGAAGGCCAAGUUAUGGCCCAUGUGGAACCAAUUGUUGGUUCAGAAAGGGAUCUGAUACAGAAUAGUGCAGUUCCUGGGAAGCCCCGAAUCUUAUUAGCUGCAAGUGGAAGUGUAGCUGCAAUAAAGUUUGGGAGUCUAUGUCACUCUUUUUCUGAAUGGGCAGAAGUUAGAGCUGUUGCCACCAAGGCAUCUUUACACUUUAUUGAUAAAGCAUCACUUCCUAAGGAUGUUGUUCUUUACACUGAUGAGGAUGAAUGGUCCAGUUGGAAGAAAAUAGGAGACAAUGUGCUUCAUAUUGAGCUCCGUAGGUGGGCUGAUGUCAUGGUUAUUGCACCCGUGUCCGCAAAUACACUUGGCAAGAUUGCUGGGGGUUUAUGUGACAAUCUCUUGACAUGCAUUGUUCGAGCCUGGGACUUUGGUAAGCCGCUUUUUGUUGCACCAGCGAUGAAUACCUUUAUGUGGAACAAUCCUUUCACACAAAGGCAUCUUGAUUCAAUCAGCGAUCUUGGUAUUUCUCUGAUUCCUCCAAUCACUAAGCGAUUGGCUUGUGGGGAUUAUGGCAAUGGUGCAAUGGCUGAACCUUCUGUCAUCUAUUCUACUGUGAGGCUCUCUUUGGAAUCACUAGCACAAGCAACUGGUGGUAAUGGUCUACAUUUACCUGCGUUAUAGAUUGUCCUUGUAAUUGUAAUGAAAUAAUCA